ACGUACUGUGCUUGAAUGCUUGAUCCGUACCCAACUAUCUCUGCAACAAAAACAAGAUCAAAUUAUGGUGAACCUGAACCCGAUCUCUCACCUCAUUCUUCACCUUUUGCUCUUGCUAUUUUUGGCUUCUUCAGGUUCGGGGCAUGGAGUUCCAGGUUCAUGCUUCAAGGAAGAGAGACAAGCUCUUCUCAGCUUCAAACAUGAUCUUGUCGAUCGCUUUGGCAGACUUUCUUCUUGGGUGGGUCAUGCAUGCUGUCAAUGGCAAGGGAUUUCAUGCAACAACCGAACUAGUCAUGUUGAAAAGAUGGACCUCCGAAACACAUAUCGAGAUACCUACCCGAGUUCAUGGGUUUGGAACGUGACAUGGUUUGAAGACUCCCUUUUAACGGAUUUGGGACAACUCUCUCAGCUAGUCGACCUAGAUCUGUCUCAGAAUUCAUGGAACGGAAUUCUAACGGAAGCGCAUCUCAUGAACCUCACGAGAUUGGAGACAUUUCGAAUAGGCACAGACAGACCUGCUUUGUCGUCAUCCCUCAUUUUCAAUGUGACUGAUGACUGGCUUCCCCCAUUCAACCUCCGCGAAGUUUACAUUCAAAACUGCAGAGCGGGUCCUGCGUUUCCGGUAUGGCUUCGAUCUCAAACUCAACUAGUUCAUGUCCUGCUUGAUAAUACUGGAAUUUCUGAUCGAAUUCCUGAGGAAUGGCUCUUGAAGAUAUCUUCACAGGUUGAAUCCUUGCAUUUACCUAACAAUGACAUUGGCGGAAAACUUCCCUUCCAAUUCAAGUUUCCGAAAAUAACUGUCAUAGAUUUGCGUCGUAGUCAAUUUGAAGGCACACUCCAGCAGCUUUUGCCCACUAAUGUGCCUCUGUUAGAACAAUUGUAUCUUUCUGAUAAUCAUUUGAAAGGAAGUAUUCCACCUUCAAUUUGCCAAUUGCCAAAUAUGACAAUUCUUUCUCUAAGAAACAAUCAGUUUUCUGGAGAGUUCCCUCAAGAAUGGAGUCUGUGGAGCGAAAUAUAUGUCGUGGAUGUCUCAAGCAACAAUCUCUCUGGUAAUAUUCCCAGUUCAAUGGGCAUCCCAAGUUAUCUUGGAGUUUUAAAGAUGAACAACAAUCUUUUUGCGGGAGAAAUUCCUUCUUCCUUGCAAAAUUGCUCUGGUUUGAUGGAUAUUGACUUUAGUGGCAACAAACUCACUGGAAUCGUACCUGUAUGGAUGGGGUCAAAGCUAUCUGAAUUGCAAGUUCUGCUAUUGCGAUUCAACUUUUUAAGUGGAAAUAUUCCCCAACAGUUGUGCAAUCUUCAAUACCUUCAUAUCCUAGACCUAAGCCAUAACAACAUUUCAGGGACUAUUCCCAUGUGUUUGAGUAAUUUGACUACUCUACGCUCCCAUUUAUCCUUUUGGGGACUCUAUCAGGAUUACGACGAGUCAACAACUGUUAUCAUGAAAGGAAGAGAACUUGUAUAUGACGUUGAUCAUACUUUACAUUUAGUAAUGAGCAUUGAUUUUUCAUCUAAUAAUUUAGAAGGUGAAAUCCCUGAAGAUAUAAGUUCUCUCGUUGCAUUGGUUUCCAUGAACUUGUCGAGGAACCAUUUAGUUGGAAAGAUUCCAUGGAAGUUCAGAAACUUAAGCAAGUUGGAAACUCUAGAUCUCUCAUACAACCACCUUUCAGGAGAGAUUCCCCAAAGCUUUUCUUCUUUGACCUCAUUGUCUCACUUAAACUUGUCUUAUAAUAACCUUUCUGGAAGAAUUCCUUCCGGGCCCCAACUUCAAACAUUGGAUAAUUCAUCCUAUACAGGUAAUCCAUCACUCUGUGGUUUUCCUCUUUCAACCAAGUGCCAGGGAGAUGACACAAUCAGAAAACAAACUUUUCCAGAAGGAGACAGUGAAGAUGAAGAUCAUAUCGGAAAGCUUGGUUUCUAUAUCAGCAUGGUUCUCGGGUUUGUCAUAGGCUUUUGGGGUGUCUGUGGCACGUUACUCAUAAAGAAGCGAUGGAGCAACAGCAACUCUUGGAAUCGACUAUCAAUUCUCACGUUCCUUGCUUUCUUGCUUUUUGUCUUUGGUGUUGCAGAAGAUCAUCGAGCAAUUAAGGAACUUGCUGCUACUGACGUGCUGCUUCUCAACCUCGAACCUUGAGUUUGCGCGACUUAU
Molecule: messenger RNA, 2146 nt
Organism: Rosa chinensis
Lineage: Eukaryota; Viridiplantae; Streptophyta; Magnoliopsida; Rosales; Rosaceae
Product: receptor-like protein EIX2
Exons: 4
Coding region: 65-2131 (688 amino acids)
Molecular function (GO): protein binding
Source: RefSeq, a predicted model, not a curated record